AUGAAAGACCAAGAAACUCCAGAAAACAAGAACUUGCUGAAGUGCCGUGAACAGUUGUAUCGAAUGAUGAUAAGUCAACUUUUCUACGACGGACAUCAUGCUGUUGCGGUAGAGCUGACCAAUUUGGUACGGGCAGAUCCUCCCUGUCCACCGAGCGAUCGGCUGAUGAACAUUUUCAAACAGGCCAAUCAAAUUGAACAAUCGAAGGAAAGUAAUCUGUUCGAUGAUUUGCCCUGCGGGUUGGAUCUGGAGUUUGAAACGGAAGGUUCUACACUGGCACCGGAACCGGCAUCCUAUGAGACGGCUUAUGUAACAUCCCAUAAGCAAGCGUGCCGUGCGGGUUGUUUCAGCGGAGAUGGCCAGCUUGUGGCCACCGGCAGCAUGGAUGCUAGUAUAAAAAUACUCGACGUUGAUCGUAUGCUUGCCAAGUCUGCACCGGAGGACAUGGAACCGGGUCGCGAACAGCAUGCUCACCCUGUCAUCCGAACGCUGUACGAUCACACAGACGAAGUAACGUAUCUGGAGUUUCAUCCGAGGGACCCAAUUCUUGCUUCCGCGUCACGCGAUCACACCGUGAAGUUGUUCGACAUUUCGAAAGCGUCAGUUAAAAAAGCCCACAAGGUACUGAGUGACUGUGUGCCGGUCCGAUGCAUAGCGUUUCAUCCGACAGGCGAUUACAUGGCCGUCGGGACGGAUCACAACGUUUUGCGAGUGUACGAUAUACAUACGUCGCAAUGUUUCGUGAGCGCAAUUCCAUCCCAACAGCACAACAGUGGAAUUACGUGCGUUCGUUACGCGACCUCAGCGAAGGUGUACGCAACUGGCAGCUUGGAUGGUUCGAUAAAGCUCUGGGACGGCGUCAGUGGUCGCUGUAUCAAUACAUUCGCGCAGGCUCAUGAUGGAGCGGAAAUAUGCUCGGUUGUUUUUACAAAAAAUGGCAAAUACUUACUAUCAUCGGGACAGGACUCGCUGGUUAAACUGUGGGAACUGAGCACAAGCCGCUGUUUGAUUGCGUAUACCGGAGCGGGAACAACCGGUAAGCAGGAACACCAAACACAGGCCAUCUUCAACCACACCGAAGACUAUGUUCUCUUUCCGGACGAGGCAACCACUUCGUUGUGUGCAUGGAACUCGCGGAAUGCAUCCCGUUGUCAUCUGAUGUCCCUGGGUCACAAUGGAGCAGUGAGGCACAUUGUUCAUUCGCCUACUCAGUCCGCAUUUCUCACCUGUUCGGACGAUUAUCGUGCGCGUUUCUGGGUACGACGUACGACUGCUCAUUAA
Molecule: messenger RNA, 1281 nt
Organism: Anopheles marshallii
Lineage: Eukaryota; Metazoa; Arthropoda; Insecta; Diptera; Culicidae
Gene: CstF50
Product: cleavage stimulation factor subunit 1
Exons: 2
Coding region: 1-1281 (426 amino acids)
Biological process (GO): mRNA 3'-end processing
Cellular component (GO): mRNA cleavage stimulating factor complex
Molecular function (GO): RNA binding; protein binding
Source: RefSeq, a predicted model, not a curated record